CAUCACAUGCUGUGUUGUUGGAACCGAGCUUAGCAGCUGCGCUUCCAAGAGCUCAUCGGAUCCAUCCACCAAGGUACGGCGCUGAUCUGAGCAAUGUCGCCUCCGGGCACGUACGUGUCGUCGGAGUCGUCGUCGUCGUGGUGGGGCGGCGGCAAGGAGGAGCACGGCACGCCGGUGGUGGUGAAGAUGGACAACCCCUACUCGCUGGUGGAGAUCGACGGCCCCGGGAUGGACAGCGCCGAGAAGGCCCGCCGCACCAAGAACGCCAAGCAGUUCAAGUGGGUGCUCCUCCUCCGCGCGCACCGCGCCGUCGGCUGCGUGGCCUGGCUCGCCGCCGGCUUCUGGGGCCUGCUGGGCGCCGUCAACCGCCGCGUGCGCCGGAGCCGGGACGCCGACGCGGAGCCCGACGCCGAGGCCUCGGGCCGCGGCCGCAUCAUGCUCGGCUUCCUCCGCGCCUUCCUGCUCCUCUCGCUCGCCAUGCUCGCCUUCGAGACGGCGGCAUACCUCAAAGGGUGGCACUACUUCCCACGGGACCUGCCGGAGCAGUACCUCCGGCAGCUGCCCGAGCACCUGCAGAACCUGCCCGAGCACCUCCGCCACCUGCCGGAGAACCUGCGCCACCUGCCCGACGGCCUCCGCAUGCCGGAGCAGCAGGAGAUCCAGGGGUGGCUCCACCGCGCGUACGUGGGGUGGCUGGCCUUCCGCAUCGACUACAUCGCUUGGGCCAUACAGAAGCUCUCCGGCUUCUGCAUCGUCCUCUUCAUGGUGCAGUCCGUGGACCGCAUCCUCCUCUGCCUCGGCUGCUUCUGGAUCAAGCUCUGGGGCAUCAAACCCCGCCUCGCCGCCGCCGCCGACGACGACGACAUCGAGGACGGCGAUGACCUCGCCGCCUACUUCCCCAUGGUCCUCCUCCAGAUGCCCAUGUGCAACGAGAAAGAGGUGUACGAGACGUCCAUCUCACACGUGUGCCAGAUGGACUGGCCGCGUGAUCGGAUGCUGGUGCAGGUGCUGGACGACUCGGACGACGAGACGUGCCAGAUGCUCAUCAGGGCGGAGGUGACAAAGUGGAGCCAGAGGGGAGUGAACAUCAUCUACCGCCACCGGCUGUCGCGCACCGGCUACAAGGCCGGCAACCUCAAGUCCGCCAUGAGCUGCGACUACGUCAAGGACUACCAGUUCGUCGCCAUCUUCGACGCAGACUUCCAGCCCAACCCUGACUUCCUCAAGCUCACCGUACCUCACUUCAAGGGGAACCCGGAUCUUGGGCUUGUGCAGGCGCGUUGGAGCUUCGUGAACAAGGACGAGAACCUGCUGACACGGCUGCAGAACAUCAACCUGUGCUUCCAUUUCGAGGUGGAGCAGCAGGUCAACGGCAUCUACCUCAACUUCUUCGGCUUCAACGGAACCGCCGGCGUGUGGCGCAUCGAGGCCCUCGAGGACUCUGGCGGUUGGAUGGAGCGCACCACCGUCGAGGACAUGGACAUCGCCGUCCGCGCCCAUCUCCAGGGAUGGAAGUUCAUCUACCUCAACGAUGUCAAGGUGCUCUGUGAGCUGCCGGAGUCGUACCAGGCUUACCGGAAGCAGCAGCACCGGUGGCACUCCGGCCCCAUGCAGCUCUUCCGGCUCUGCCUCCCAGCCAUCAUCAAGUCCAAGAUCCCGUUGUGGAAGAAGGCGAACCUGGUGAUGCUCUUCUUCCUCCUCAGGAAGCUCAUCCUGCCCUUCUACUCCUUCACGCUCUUCUGCGUCAUCCUGCCGCUCACCAUGUUCGUGCCCGAGGCCGAGCUCCCUAUCUGGGUCAUCUGCUACAUACCCAUGCUCAUGUCGGUCCUCAACAUCCUGCCGGCGCCCAAGUCCGUCCCCUUCGUCAUCCCCUACCUCCUCUUCGAGAACACCAUGUCCGUCACCAAGUUCAACGCCAUGGUGUCCGGGCUGUUCCAGCUGGGGAGCUCCUACGAGUGGGUCGUCACCAAGAAGGCCGGCAGGACCUCGUCCGAGUCGGACAUCUUUUCCAUGGCCGAGGACGCCGACACCGCCCACACUCACAGUCACAGGCCCGCUCCCAGGCUCGUCCGGGGAGUGUCGGAGGCUGGGCUGGAGGAAUGGGCCAAGACGCACCAACAUGACAACCUUCAGCUCAAGGUCAAGGCCGAGGAGGCGGAGGAGGUCACGUCGCUGGCGGCGGCGAUCAAGAAGACCAGUAAGGCCAAGCCGCCCAACAGGAUCUUCAAGAAGGAGCUGGCUCUGGCCUCCCUCCUACUCAUCGCCGCGACGCGCAGCCUGCUCUCGGCGCAGGGGCUGCACUUCUACUUCCUGCUCUUCCAGGGCGUCACCUUCCUCGUCGUCGGACUCGACCUCAUCGGCGAGCAGGUCAGCUAGCUAGUGCCAAGCAGAAAUAAAAAAAAGUGACACGACUUGCCAAGCAUGCAUCGAUCACGGAUGACGACGUACGUACGCCCAGGCUGCCUGCAUAGUGCCCAUGCAUGGGAGGAAUUUUGAUCGAUCAGGCUAGCUACUACUCGAUCGGAUUAUGACUUUUAGCCCUUCUAUUCAAUUUA
This is a messenger RNA of Hordeum vulgare subsp. vulgare (domesticated barley), 2555 nucleotides long. Its product is annotated as probable xyloglucan glycosyltransferase 3. The record is from RefSeq and is a predicted model, not a curated record. Lineage: Eukaryota; Viridiplantae; Streptophyta; Magnoliopsida; Poales; Poaceae. Gene Ontology annotation, cellular component: Golgi apparatus. The coding region runs from base 94 to 2376 and encodes 760 amino acids. The transcript is spliced from 5 exons. Gene Ontology annotation, molecular function: glycosyltransferase activity.